UAGUUAUGUUGUUAUGUUAUCAUCUGAUGGAUCAUUCUUUUUAUUCACAUCUUUUAUUCUUUAUUCAGAUUGAUGAGAUGCAGUUUGUCAGAGAUCAGCUGUUCUUCUCUGGCCUCAGCUCUGAAGUCCAACCCCUCCCAUCUGAGAGAGCUGAACCUGGGUGACAACAAGCUGCAGUAUUCAGGAGUGAAGCUGCUGUGUGAGGGACUGCAGAGUCCAAACUGUAGACUGGAGACUCUGAAAUUGAUGAGAUGCAGUUUGUCAGAGAUCAGCUGUUCUUCUCUGGCCUCAGCUCUGAAGUCCAACCCCUCCCAUCUGAGAGAGCUGAACCUGGGUGACAACAAGCUGCAGUAUUCAGGAGUGAAGCUGCUGAGUGACCUUCAGAAGAAUCCAGACUACAGUCUGGAGACUCUGAUCUUGGAGUGGGUCUUUAAAGAGAGGAUCCUGCCGAUCACAGAGCUGGAAGCAGCAGCUGGUGUGUUGGUGAGUCUUUAACUGGGCUGUGUUACUGGGAGACUGACAGACCAAUCACAGCGCAGGUGACUCUCAGUGCUGCAGUCUGAGUUGCUCUGAGAUCAGCUCCACUGUCACACACAGGACCAUGACCUCGGACAUUUUUCUAUUCUCAUAACGGAAUUUAAACUGCUUCAUGACUCAACGACCGAAGAUGAACUCUUUGAUUUGGAUAUAAAUGUUUCUGUUGCAGCGCCACCCUGUGGACAG
Molecule: messenger RNA, 723 nt
Organism: Labrus mixtus (cuckoo wrasse)
Lineage: Eukaryota; Metazoa; Chordata; Actinopteri; Labriformes; Labridae
Product: ribonuclease inhibitor-like
Exons: 3
Coding region: 73-495 (140 amino acids)
Molecular function (GO): protein binding
Source: RefSeq, a predicted model, not a curated record